This is a messenger RNA of Chlorocebus sabaeus (green monkey), 2319 nucleotides long. It is a transcript of the gene ALOX12, whose product is annotated as arachidonate 12-lipoxygenase, 12S type. Lineage: Eukaryota; Metazoa; Chordata; Mammalia; Primates; Cercopithecidae. Gene Ontology annotation, molecular function: protein binding; oxidoreductase activity, acting on single donors with incorporation of molecular oxygen, incorporation of two atoms of oxygen; iron ion binding. Gene Ontology annotation, biological process: lipid oxidation. The record is from RefSeq and is a predicted model, not a curated record.
AUGGGCCGCUACCGCAUCCGCGUGGCUACCGGGGCCUGGCUCUUCUCCGGGUCGCACAACCGCGUGCAGCUUUGGCUGGUCGGGGCGCGCGGGGAGGCGGAGCUGGAGCUGCAGCUGCGGCCGGCGCGGGGAGAGGAGGAGGAGUUUGAUCGUGACGUUGCAGAGGACAUAGGGCUCCUGCAGUUCGUGAGGCUGCGCAAACACCACUGGCUGGUGGACGACGCAUGGUUCUGCGACCGCAUCACGGUGCAGGGCCCUGGAGCCUGCGCGGAGGCGGCCUUCCCGUGCUACCGCUGGGUGCAGGGCGAGGACAUCCUGAGCCUGCCGGAGGGCACCGCCCGCCUGCCAGGAGACAAUGCCUUGGAUGUGUUCCAGAAGCAUCGAGAGAAGGAACUGAAAGACAGACAGCAGAUCUACUGCUGGGCCACCUGGAAGGAAGGGUUGCCCCUGACCAUCGCUGCAGAGCGUAAGGAUGAUCUACCUCCAAAUAUGAGAUUCCAUGAGGAGAAGAGGCUGGACUUUGAAUGGACACUGAAGGCAGGGGCUCUGGAGAUGGCCCUCAAACGUGUUUACACCCUCCUGAGCUCCUGGAACUGCCUAGAAGACUUUGAUCAGAUCUUCUGGGGCCAGAAGAGUGCCCUGGCUGAGAAGGUUCACCAGUGCUGGCAGGAUGAUGAGCUGUUCGGAUACCAGUUCGUCAAUGGUGCCAACCCCAUGCUGUUGAGGCGCUCGACCUCUCUGCCCUCCAGGCUAGCGCUGCCCUCGGGGAUGGAAGAGCUUCGGGCUCAACUGGAGAAAGAACUUCAGAAUGGUUCCCUGUUUGAAGCUGACUUCAUCCUUCUGGAUGGAAUUCCAGCCAACGUGAUCCGAGGAGAGAAGCAGUACCUGGCUGCCCCCCUCGUCAUGCUGAAGAUGGAGCCUAACGGGAAACUGCUGCCCAUGGUCAUCCAGAUUCAGCCUCCCAACCCCAGCUCUCCAGCCCCAACACUGUUCCUGCCCUCGGACCCCCCACUUGCCUGGCUCCUGGCAAAGUCCUGGGUCCGAAAUUCAGAUUUCCAACUGCACCAGCUCCAGUACCACCUGCUGAACACGCAUCUGGUGGCUGAGGUCAUAGCUGUCGCCACCAUGCGGUGCCUCCCAGGACUGCACCCCAUCUUCAAGCUCCUGAUCCCCCAUAUCCGCUACACCAUGGAAAUCAACACCCGGGCCCGGACCCAGCUAAUCUCAGAUGGAGGAAUUUUUGAUAAGGCAGUGAGCACAGGUGGAGGGGGCCAUGUGCAGUUGCUUCGUCGGGCGACGGCUCAGCUGACCUACUGCUCCCUCUGUCCUCCUGACGACCUGGCUGACCGGGGCCUGCUGGGACUCCCAGGUGCUCUCUACGCCCGUGAUGCUUUACGGCUCUGGGAGAUCAUUGCCAGGUAUGUGGAGGGGAUCGUCCACCUCUUCUACCAAAGGGAUGAUGUAGUGAGGGGGGACCCUGAGCUGCAGGCCUGGUGUCGGGAGAUCACGGAGAUGGGGCUGUGCCAGGCCCAGGACCGAGGUUUCCCUGUCUCCUUCCAGUCUCAGAGUCAACUCUGCCAUUUCCUCACCAUGUGCAUCUUCACGUGCACUGCCCAGCAUGCCGCCAUCAACCAGGGCCAGCUGGACUGGUAUGCCUGGGUCCCUAAUGCCCCAUGCACAAUGCGGAUGCCUCCACCCACCACCAAGGAAGACGUGACAAUGGCCACAGUGAUGGGAUCACUACCUGAUGUCCAGCAGGCCUGUCUUCAAAUGGCCAUCUCAUGGCAUCUGGGUCGCCGCCAGCCGGACAUGGUGCCUCUGGGGCAUCACAAAGAAAAAUAUUUCUCAGGCCCCAAGCCCAAAGCGGUGCUAAACCAAUUCCGAACAGAUUUGGAAAACCUAGAAAAGGAGAUUACAGCCCGGAAUGAGCAACUUGACUGGCCCUAUGAAUAUCUGAAGCCCAGCUGCAUAGAGAACAGUGUCACCAUCUGAGCCCUAGAGUGACUCCACCUGCAAGAUUUCACAUCUGCUUUAGGACUGACAUUUCUAUCUUGAAUUUCAUGCUUUACUAGUCUCUGCUGCUAAGGCUCUAUUUCCUCCCCCAGUGAAACUCCCUACAUUAGCAUCCCACUAGCCCAGGGGAGCAGUAAACUUUCUCUGCAAAGACUAGAUCCUUUUAUAUGCUUUGCAGGCCCCAUAGUCACUGUCUGAACUACUCAGCUCUCCUGCUACAGCAUGAAGGCAGCCACAGACAACAUGGAAAUGAGUGUGACUAAGUUCCAAUAAAACUUUAUGGACACAGAUAUGAAUGUUACAUCA